AUGACUGUCAAGAAGUCAACCAAGACCAGGGGAAUGCCAUGCUUUGACGUUAAAACCAAGUUUGGAACAGAGAAGUGUCGCUUCAGGAGUCUAAAGAUGUGGAAAAUGCCAUGGCGAAUGACUUUUAAGAUCUUGGAGUUUGUCUUCUACCAGACGAAUCACCAUCAUUCAAACGUAAAUACGAUUUUAACUGAAAAUCUUGGAAACAAACAUAAGGGACUUGUCGCUGCUCUGGGAUUAUCAUUUGUGUAUACGGUGAUACUGCUGACCGGUUUGAUUGGCAACAUGUGUACCUGCAUAAUCAUUCGAAAAAAUGCGUAUAUGCAUACAACUACAAACUUAUAUCUAUUCAACCUUGCUAUUUCGGAUAUGAUGAUUCUUUUCGUAGCCUUACCACCGGAGAUGUAUUCUAUUUGGGAAGCGUACCCGUGGCGGUUUGGACAAUUCUUCUGCAUCAUGAAAUCGUUCAUAAUGGAGACGACGUCGUAUACGUCAGUAUUGACAAUACUAUGUUUUACAAUUGAGCGGUACAUUUCCGUAUGCCAUUCGGUCAAAGUUAACAGACAACAAAACACAACUCGCGCAUGUAAAUGUAUUGUUAUCAUAUGGGUUAUAUCCGCGGUCAGUGCAUUACCAUUUUCUAUUCACACAAGGACGUUCUACUUCUUGUCUGACCCGCGAACUGGAAGACCUGUUGAUGAAUCAUUGGUGUGUAAUAUACCUCACGUUUGGCAGGAUACGAUGGUAACUGUGUUCAAGCUGUCUACCUUUUUCUACUUUGUCCUUCCAUUGGUGAUUAUAACCAUGAUGUAUGUAUUAAUUGGACUUAAGCUGAAAAGAUCGGAGACUCAAACCACUGGAAGUCCGCAGUUUGCCAAGUCAACGGUAUCUAGCGCACGCGGGGCGGUCAUACGAAUGCUUGUUGCCGUUGUUGCUGCGUUUUUUCUAUGUUGGGCACCUUAUCAUGCACAAAGACUGAUGACGUUGUAUGUGAAACACUGGAACGCCUCGCUACUGGAAGUACAAAGCAAUCUUUUCUUCGUAUCAGGCGUGUUCUACUUCUUCAGCUCGACGGUAAAUCCCAUCCUAUACAACGUAUUGUCGAGGAAGUUCAGACGUGCCUUUAAAAGAACACUCUGCGAAAGUAGACCUUGCUACUUGUUGCAUAUACUCAAGUAUGGAUUUCGGGACAAUGGUGCAAACGAAAACGUCUCGAAUCAUGUGGACACCCCUGCACAAUGUAUUCAGGAAUGUAUUCACACCUACGUUGACAUUCUAUCCUCAGAGGAGAAUCAAUUAUAA
Dreissena polymorpha is the source of this 1302-nucleotide messenger RNA. Its product is annotated as neuromedin-U receptor 2-like. The transcript has 6 exons. Gene Ontology annotation, cellular component: plasma membrane. Gene Ontology annotation, biological process: neuropeptide signaling pathway. Gene Ontology annotation, molecular function: neuromedin U receptor activity. The record is from RefSeq and is a predicted model, not a curated record. NCBI's taxonomy places the organism in Eukaryota, Metazoa, Mollusca, Bivalvia, Myida, Dreissenidae. The coding region runs from base 1 to 1302 and encodes 433 amino acids.